This is a messenger RNA of Cuscuta europaea, 1641 nucleotides long. NCBI's taxonomy places the organism in Eukaryota, Viridiplantae, Streptophyta, Magnoliopsida, Solanales, Convolvulaceae. The record is from the annotation of a GenBank genome assembly.
ACUACGUAACUAUUUUGAGCUGAAUCACUAAACUGAUCUGAGGUGAAAACUGAAAACGCAGAAAUGAUUUCAGGCUAGUCCCCACUUCCCAGAUAUUCGACUUAGUAAGAGUGGGGGGAUAUGGAUAUCAGAGUUAUUUCCGAUUGAUAAAGAAAUUGGACAAUCGGUGCAAUGGCGACCCAGUUUGUGAGGAAGGAAGUGGUUCCCUUUGCGGUAAUGCUGAUGGUGGAGAGCUGUGAGAUGUCGAUUACGAUUCUGGGGAAAGCAGCCAUGAAUGCCGGCCUCAAAACCCUCGUUUACAUCACUUACUACAACUCUCUCGGCACUCUCCUCCUCCUUCCCUACUUCGCCUUCUUCCGUACCCACAGAACUCAUCCUCUUCCGAUUACCUUCUCUAUUCUCAGUAGAUGCUUCAUCCUCGGCUUGCUUGGGAUUUGUUUGCUGCAGAUCCUUGCUUAUACAGGGAUCAAAUACACCUCUGCAACACUGGCCGCAGGAAUCGGAAAUUUGAUGCCUGGUUUUACCUUUCUUCUUGCCGUCAUUUUCAGGAUGGAGAGGUUAGAUUUGAGAGAAGUUACUAGUCAGGCAAAAUCGGUUGGUACCGUAGUAGCAAUUGCAGGGGCCAUGGUGAUGACUCUGUAUCAAGGACCAACCAUCUUUGGUUCUUCACCUUCUUCUGGUUCAUCUCAUCCAUCUCUUUUGUCACAAAACCCAACCUGGGUACUUGGAGGGUGCCUCAUCACUCUCACUUGCCUUGUGUCUUCUGGAUGGAAUAUUCUUCAGACAGCUACUUUGAAAGUGUACCCAGAGCAACCCACGGUAGUGUUCUUCUUUUGCGUCUUUGGAACCUUGCAAUGUGUAAUUUACUCUGCAAUAUCUGAGAGAAAUCUUGAUGCUUGGUUGAUGCUUCCAAGCAUUGGAGUUAUAGCCAUUGUUUUCUCAGCUGUGUGUGGGACUGUGUUUCGUGCCAAUGUCAUAAGUUGGUGUUUGGAGAAGAAGGGUCCUCUUUAUGUAGCCGUGUUCAAACCUAUGGGAGUUAUUAUUGCAGCAAUUAUGGAGAUCCUAUUCCUGGGAUCUCCUCUUCAUUUGGGAAGUAUGAUUGGAGCUUUUAUCAGUUCAGUUGGAUUUUAUACGGUGUUAUGGGGGCAAGCGAAAGAGAAGGCAAUGAUCGAGCUUGACGGUGUUGAUCAUGAGUCCAAGUCAUUAGUCAAUAGAGCCCCUCUGUUGAAGUAAAAUAGCAUCUGAUGGUAAUUUAACAACUUGCAUUUGAAGGUGGGCUAUUUAUUCAUAUCUAAUAAGGAUUCAUGAACAUUUGGUAUGUACGGAGUAUUUUUUAUAAAUAUAAAACAACAAAUUAUAAUAUACUCAUAAUUUAUGAACAUUGAUCGCAUAAUAGAUGUAUGUGUAUCGAUCUGCGGGUGCAAGUAUUUGGAUUUGUUUAAUAGACGUAUCAGACAAACGAGAUGUCAUACUAGGGGAGGAGCUUAGUUCAUUAGAACGUAAAGUUCAAAAGAUGUGGCGAGGCAAACUGCAAUAAAUGCAAGGAUCUCAGGUCUUACGUAUUUGAUUAAAGACUUUGAUUAAAUUAUUGUAGUGAUGUUACAUCCAACUUAAAUUUAUAAGAUGUUCAAUGAAUUAUAC